This is a messenger RNA of Python bivittatus (Burmese python), 4389 nucleotides long. RefSeq names its product solute carrier family 7 member 4 (gene SLC7A4). Gene Ontology annotation, molecular function: amino acid transmembrane transporter activity. Gene Ontology annotation, biological process: transmembrane transport; amino acid transport. The record is from RefSeq and is a predicted model, not a curated record. Gene Ontology annotation, cellular component: plasma membrane. Lineage: Eukaryota; Metazoa; Chordata; Lepidosauria; Squamata; Pythonidae.
CCCACCUGCUGGUCAGCCCGGGAAUCUCGCUUAGAGCAUCCCAGGCAGAGCCACGCUCAGUUGAGCCCCUGGGAGCCCACCCUUUCUCUGGGCUGCUGGUACCGCGCCAACGGCUCUGCAAUACUUGGCGCCUUGGACGGGCAAAGGGGUGCCCGCCUCAGCCUGUGCCUCCUCAGAGCAAGUGUGUCUUUCUGGGAUCACAAGGCAGCAGCAGAGGACAGCCAGACACCCCUGGCAAGAUGCAGCUGCUUUCAGGAGUUCCAGACAGGUGCCAGUGACAGAAUUUUCUUCCGCCUUUGGGGCCAGGAGAACGAGUUUGCUCUGCCUCUCGGUUGCUGAAGGAGGGGACAUUCUGCCCCAAGAUGGCAAUCAGGCGGCUUCGUUCCGGAGACUUGGCCCGCUUUUGCCAAAAGCUCAACCGAGUGAAGACUCUGGAAGAUGAUCUAAUGGAGACUUCCCUCAACCGAUGCCUGACCACGGUUGAUCUGGCACUGCUGGGCAUUGGCGGGAUGGUGGGCUCUGGCCUCUACGUGCUCACUGGCACUGUUGCUAAGGAGACAGCGGGACCGGCCAUAGUGGUGUCCUUCAUCAUUGCGGGCGUUGCCUCUCUGCUGGCUGCCCUCUGCUAUGCUGAGUUUGGUGCCCAGGUGCCCAAGACCGGCUCAGCGUACAUGUUCACCUACGUCUCCGUGGGUGAGAUCUGGGCCUUCCUCAUAGGAUGGAAUGUCAUUCUGGAAUACAUGAUCGGGGGGGCAGCUGUUGCCAGAGCCUGGAGUGGCUACCUGGAUUCCAUUUUUGACCACAGGAUCAAGAACUUCACAGAGGCCCAUGUUGGCACCUGGCAGGUACCCUUCCUGGCCCAUUAUCCAGACUUCUUGGCAUCUGGCAUUGUACUCAUAGCAACGGCCUUCAUUUCCUUUGGUGCCCGAUUCUCCUCUUGGCUCAACCAUGUCUUCUCAGCCAUCAGCAUGGGAGUCAUUCUCUUCAUUCUGGUGAUGGGAUUCAUCCUGGCCAGGCCCCAGAACUGGAGUGCCAGCGAAGGAGGAUUUGCUCCUUAUGGCAUCUCGGGGAUCAUGGCUGGCUCAGCCACGUGCUUCUACGCCUUUGUGGGCUUUGAUGUUAUUGCCACGUCCAGCGAGGAGGCCCGGAACCCCGAAAAGGCCAUUCCAAGAGCCAUCGCCAUCUCACUGAGCCUUGCCACUGGGGCAUAUAUCCUUGUGUCCAUGGUGUUGACGCUGAUGGUGCCCUGGCAUUCGUUGGACCCUGAUUCAGCCUUGGCCGAUGCCUUCUACCAGAGGGGUUAUUCAUGGGCUGGUUUCAUUGUGGCCGCCGGUUCCAUUUGUGCCAUGAACACAGUUCUCCUCAGCAACCUCUUCUCUCUGCCCCGGAUCGUCUACGCCAUGGCAGAGGAUGGGCUCUUUUUCCAGGUGUUUGCCCACGUUCACCCCCGCACACAGGUCCCCCUGGUGGCUAUUGUGGUGUUUGGCUUUCUCAUGUCCGUCCUCUCCCUCAUCUUUGACCUGGAAGCCCUGGUCCAGUUCCUGUCCAUUGGCACGCUCCUGGCUUACACCUUUGUCGCAGCCAGCGUGAUCAUCUUGCGCUUCCAGCAAGCCAAGACCGAACCUCCUGACGCAGCGGGGAGGAGUGAGGGCGUCUCAGCACCCGCUGAGCCCGCGGGCACCACCGAACCAAAGGAAUACGAGUCUUUCUCUGAUAAGCUGCAGUUGGUGGGCAAAGAUAAAGCAGGGAGCUUGCGUGAGCCAGGGCAGCUGAAGGCAGCCUUUGAGCCCUACUUGGACUUCCUCAGUGAUUUCUACCCUGGCGAAGUGGUCACCGUGGCCGUGGUUGUCCUCAUGGUGUCAGCCCUCUGCUUGUCAUCCAUCCUGGUGUUCGGGAAGAACCAGCUCCACCUGCCCACCUGGAGUUACACCUUGCUAAUCCUCCUCUCCAGCCUGGCUUUUAUCUGCAGCCUUCUCCUCCUCGGCGUUCAUGAGCAAAAACCAACCACAAAGACAUUCCAGCUCCCCCUUGUGCCGCUGACUCCUGCCCUGAGUAUUUUCAUCAACCUCUUCCUGAUGCUGAAGCUCAGCUACAUGACCUGGCUGCGUUUCUCCAUCUGGCUGGUAGCAGGCCUGCUGGUCUACUUCAGCUACGGCAUCUGGCACAGCAAAGAGAACCUGCGGGACCCCCCGGCCCAGGACGUGCGAGCCCGCUACGUGGUCUUCCCGAGCAGCAGCCUGGAGGAGACGGUGCAGGCGGUGCAGCCCAGGACGCAGCUGGCCCAGGGCUUGACGGAAACCGAGGAAGGCGGCGAAGGAGCCACGAGAUGACGGGGGAAGGUCCAGCAGAGGCCAGCUUCCCUUUGCCCCCAUCCAGCCCACUGCUCUCCAGUCUGGGCAGAGAAGGGCGCAGGCAGGAAAGUCUGGGGAGAAACAGACCUUCUACUGCCAAGGGGGCAGCUCCCACUGCUCCCCUCUGACUUGGCUCCACUUCUCUGGCUGGGAGCCCGAACCCGUCCUGUUGCCGGAUGCCCUUGAGAAGCGGCCUCUUUGCUUGUGCCCCCGCAUUGCAGCCGGGCUAAACCACCCUCUUCCAGCAACGGGGUCCCGUCCCCCCUUUGUGCCACCUACUUGCUCCAUCCCCUUCCUCUCUGCCUUGCCCUCCAGGUGGCAGUCCCUGGCCUGCCAUUUCGGGAUCUUGAUAAUCAGCGGAGGAAGGCAGCGUCUAUUAUGGGCUGGCCCAGCUGUAUCCUAGGAAGCUCCCCCUUUGGGCAGAGCUGUCAGAAUGGUGGACUGACUCUGAGACAAGCUGACUUUCCAGUUUCCGUCUGUCCCAAACUCAGCGCCUGACCACUAUCAAAGGCAACCCUGGCGGUCCUGAGAUACUGCAGGGGUCUCUCUCUUGCAUAGAGGCUGGGCUGUGGUGACCGUGCACACCCAGCUGACAGGGCAUUCAAAGGUUUUGGCCGUCCUGAAACGAGCAGGCAUUAAAACUAUGGAAUGCAAACUUGCUCUUACACAUCCACAGCCCUGGCUCUUGGGUGCUCCUCAGAUGCGAAAGGUACAACUUGGAGGUAGCGCAACAGACCGAGACUGAAGAGUAAGCAAGCGGGGGAGCAAUUAGAGGCCACCAAUUGCAGCAAGACGUUCUGCUGCUGUUGGUCAUAGCAGGGGCAAACCAGGGGUGGUCAAAAAAGUCAAGAUGUUAGCCACAACCACACAAUAGGAGCCCUAUCCUUCAGUUGCAUCGUUGUGGCCAUCUUGAUGUUCUUGACACUCUCCUCCCCCUGCACAGCCCUGGAACAAACCUUUGCCUUGCCCUGAUGUGGAGAGAAACAGUAAAGGGAGAUGGAUGGGAAAGAAGGCCAAGACUGGAUUUCCCCAGAAAUACAAGGCAGAGAUGUUAGUAGGUGCACUAAUCUUGUUUUUAAAAUUAUUCCUUGGGGUACAGAAGCUGGGAAAGAAGAGUGCUGCGUUCACACAACACACUUACCCAGUGACCAAAUGAGCCCCUUGUCUUGGUUUGUCAAAUACCUUGAAUCAGAAGCUGACCCAAUCAUGGUUUUUGCACAACAUGCUAAGCCACAUGUCCACCAACACACACACACACACACACACACCGUUAAAAUUCUCCCAGCUGAGCCUGUUGUGCAAACAUAGCUUGUAACUGCCCUGGCUUGGCAUGUUAUGUGAACGCAACCUCUCAGGGCUGUUCUGUUCUUCCCACGUGUUGUGAGAAUGCAAGAGGUUUUUAAAGGCCCUUUUUGGCCCUGGCACUCUUCUGGUUGGAAGUCAGACAGGACAAUCCUUCAACCGCACUGUUUCAAAAGUGCGCUGUGGCUUCUGCCUUCCUCCUGCAGGGUUGAGAGGCUGCUGCCCUCCUGCACAGGCCCCCACACAAGAGAGCAGCAGAAUUUGAUCCCUGCGGGGUGCAUGGAAGCACCAGCGCGGUGGGCCCUCUCAGUGAGAAUGGGGCCUCCUCUAGGUCAACCCCCCCCUCUGCACUGAAGGAGGGGCUGGAGCAGGGUGGAAGCAAAAUUUGGGGAAAGAUGAAAUGCCUCAUAGGACUUCUGAAGGAUGGGGGGGAGAAAGAUAUCAAAUUUCAUUUUUGGGGAACAAUGUAGGGGGAGAUCCUGCUUCCCUCCAGCCCCAAACAAAAAGCCUCUGUGCCCCCUUCCUCAUUGAGGGAUGGAGGCUCCCCAGGGUUUGUCCUGCAUGGCAGCCCCACAGCCCCUUUUCCACUGCACACUUCCUCCACUUCCUGCUGCUCAACUGUAGCGCGGGGGGGGGGGGGGCGCCCUGGCCGCGUCUGUGUUUUCCUUCUGUGUGGUGACUUGUGCAAUGGCAUUUGGCCAAGAAGCCAACCAACGAUAAAGAUUUGUUUCUGCUG